Panicum hallii is the source of this 1070-nucleotide messenger RNA. RefSeq names its product probable calcium-binding protein CML22. The coding region runs from base 14 to 805 and encodes 263 amino acids. The transcript has a single exon. Gene Ontology annotation, molecular function: calcium ion binding. The record is from RefSeq and is a predicted model, not a curated record. Lineage: Eukaryota; Viridiplantae; Streptophyta; Magnoliopsida; Poales; Poaceae.
UAUAAAUACAGCCAUGGGCCAUGGGAAAGCUUUGCUUGUAUCGCACCACCACCACCAGCCAGCAAGGCAUCUAAUGCAUUGCCGAGCCCACACGGUGCCCGCCAUGCCACCGUCCUCCCCUCUCGUCAAGCUCCCCCUCCUGCCGCGCGGCCUGCUCUCCUAUAUCCCCACCUCCAUCCUCCCGAGCGGCCGCGAGAGCGCCGCCACGCCCACCACCUGCAGCUCGCCCUCGAAGCCGCAGCCCGCGCCGCCUUGCCCCAAGAAGAUGUCGUCGUCGUCGGUGCAGCAGCAGACGGGGAGCGGGAGCGGCAAGCAGGCCGACCAGGCGGAGCUGGCGCGCGUGUUCGAGCUGUUCGACAAGAACGGCGACGGGCGCAUCACGCGGGAGGAGCUGGAGGACUCGCUGGGCAAGCUGGGGAUGUCCGUGCCGGGCGACGAGCUCGCGUCCAUGAUCGCGCGCAUCGACGCCAACGGCGACGGGUGCGUGGACGUGGAGGAGUUCGGGGAGCUCUACCGUGCCAUCAUGGACGGCGGCGCCGGCGCCGGGGAGGAGGGGGGGUCCGCCGGCGAGGAGGCGGACGACGACAUGCGGGAGGCGUUCCGGGUGUUCGACGCCAACGGCGACGGGUAUAUCACGGUGGACGAGCUCGGCGCGGUGCUGUCGUCGCUGGGGCUGAAGCAGGGCCGCACCGCGGAGGAGUGCCGGCGCAUGAUCGGCCGCGUCGACCGCGACGGCGACGGCAGGGUCGACUUCCACGAGUUCCGCCAGAUGAUGCGCGCCGGCGGGCUCGCCACGCUCGGGUGAGCCGCCGCGCCGCCGGCCGGCGCCGCCUGCAUCCGGCCACGCAUGGAGCGCCGCGCGCCUCCAUGCUUGAUCCGUACUGGAACUUGUAGAUAUUGCUUGGCUUGAGGGGAGCUCACGUAACCACGCUUGAUGUUUCUGUUGGUUCUACAUCUUCUUUUGUUUGCUUUGUCCGUUAGAGAUCGAUUGGCUUGCUAAUUGACUAUUGUAUUGGUUGUUGCUCGAUCAUACGAAUUGCUCGAGGGGAAAAGGUUUCCCCUGUUCUACU